Molecule: messenger RNA, 4533 nt
Organism: Nezara viridula (southern green stink bug)
Lineage: Eukaryota; Metazoa; Arthropoda; Insecta; Hemiptera; Pentatomidae
Source: the annotation of a GenBank genome assembly
AUGAGUUUGUUUAAAUUUAUUGAAAAACUUAUAAACUGGUUCUACAGCCUCAUAGGAUUCUUCUGUAUUGAUUUGAAGGGCUAUGAAGAUAUUCUACCCGUAGAAGUUAUAAUGAAGCCUGGGAAUUCGUAUGUUAUUGAGCUUAACCGUGGAGAACAUUUGGAAACCUCUCUCUUUGGUGUAAAAAAAGGUGAUAAGGUGACAUUCAAGAAUGGACCAAGCCUAUACGGUGAGCAGGUGAAGGUUUACACGGAAUUGCCUAAGAAAGGUAGCUAUUUCUCGAGGGGAUGUUACCAUCAAAAUCGAGAGGUAACCUGCUGGUUACCAGGAGCAUUCCGCUAUUAUUUUACCACUGGAAGUGAUGGGAAGGAGGUAGGCUCCGGUUAUAUUAAUGUUGAGCCAGAGAUCCUGUUGGGAGACGAGCCAUUACCGUUAGAAUGCAUUCAGUGCAUCACCGUACUGGCAAAGUGCCUCGGACCUUACGGAAGUUGGCUCGAUAGACUAGCUGCUAUAAAAGAAAGUGGAUACAACGCAAUACACUUCUCACCUGUCCAGGAACUCGGUUCUUCUGAGUCUGGAUAUUGUCUCCGAGAACAGUUAAAACUGAAUCCUACGUUUGCUGAAGACCAGAAUCCUAUGUCUUGGGAACAGUUGUCUAAAAUAGUUUCUACAUUGAGAACGGAUUGGAAGAUGCUGACGGUCUGUGACAUAGUGCUCAACCAUUCUGCCAACGAGAGCCAAUGGCUGCAGGACCAUCCGGAGUGUACUUACAAUCUUGAGAAUAGCAAACACUUGAGACCUGCAUAUUUGCUUGAUGCAGCCCUAGCAAAUGUUAGCAAGACUGUCGCUUCGGGAGUACUCGAGUCUUAUGGAAUCUCAUCUUACAUAACUACUGAAGGCAACCUGGAAGCUCUCCGUUUUCACUUGGCUGCCAGAGUGAUCCCUCAACUCAAGUUGCAUGAGCUAUUCAUGGUAGACGUUCGGUCUUAUGUCAGCAAGUUUCAGGACAUGGUCAGUCAGAACGAACCUUCACGAAGGACAGAGUCAGGAGAACCUUUGAUGAUGAAAAUUAUACAGGAUCCAAAAUAUCGAAGACUAGGAUCAACGAUUGACUUGGAUCUUGCAGUCUCUUUGUUUAACAUUUAUAGGUCCGAUUGUUAUGAUGAGGAUACAAGAAGACGCCGUUGUGCUGAGGCUUUCAAAGUAUGCCUAGAAGAACUCAAUGCGAAGAUUAAAUCAGAAAUAAAAUCACAUUUAGUUGCUGCAGUUGAAGCAUGCAUAGCAUCUGUCCGGUAUUUUAGAGUACAAAAGAACGGUCCGAAAUUAGGGCCGGUGAAUGAGGAAAAUCCUCUAUUUCCAAGAUACUUCUUUUGCAAUGGUCUUGAGAGCGAUAAUGCUGAGAUAUUGGGAUACGGCGACACUGCAAAAAUGAUUUGGGCCCACAACGGUUGGGUAAUGAAUUUCGAUCCCGAAAUGGACUUUGCUGAAGAGGGAUCACACAUUUACCUGAGGCGUGAGCUGAUUCCUUGGGGAGACAGUGUCAAGCUUAGGUACGGAGAAAAGGAAGAGGAUUGCCCAUUUCUUUGGUCCCAUAUGAAAGAGUAUGUUGAACAGACUGUUAAAGUGUUUGAUGGUGUGAGGCUCGACAAUUGCCAUUCGACACCGCUUCAUGUUGCACAGUAUCUGUUGGAUGCUGCUCGUAAAAUUAAGCCUGAUUUGUACAUUGUGGCUGAAUUGUUCACCAAUUCUGAUCUUACUGAUAAUGUUUUCGUGAAUAAAUUAGGGAUCACAUCAUUGAUAAGAGAGUCGAUGUCCGGUUGGGAUUCACACGAAGUCGGAAGACUGGUGUACAGGUACGGUGGUGACGUGGUUGGCUCUCUGCUCAGCGGGACGAGGCGGCCGCGUAAACUCGCUCCUGCUCUGUUUUUCGACAUGUCCCAUGAUAACCCUCAUCCUAUCGAUAAGAGGACUAUUUAUGAUGUCAUUCCUUCUUCUGGUUUAGUUGCGAUUGCAGCCUGUGGUACUGGAUCAACUUUUGGCUAUGACCAACUUGUCCCGCAUCAGGUUGAUGUUGUAAAAGAGGGUAGGCUAUAUAUGGCCAGGUCAGACGCAAGGUUUUCCAAAGGCAUCAUGGAUGUGAAGAAAGCCUUAAACAAACUUCACUUUAGCCUGGUGAAAGAUGGCUUCUCCCAGGUUUUUGUGGACCAACUGACGAGUGAUAUUGUUGCCGUAACAAGAUACAACCCGCUUACAAUGGAAUCGGUAAUACUGAUCAGCUACACAGUGUUUUUUAACCCCGAUCCUGCGGCUUCUGGAUCUGGCCAUGGCAUAACCAUUCCUGGAAUGGCCCACUCAGUUCUUUUACAAGCUCGAUUGGUAUACAAGCCUGAUAAAGACAAGUAUGUCAUGCCGACAGCUAAAAACAAAUUCAGCGAUGCUAUCAACGGCCUAACUGAUUAUGAAGUCUUGAUGUCGGAGAGAGUUAGCAUUGACAACUGUCCAAUGCUUCAGGCUACUCCGACCGGCUCAUCCGUGCGCCUCAACCUCACGGACAAUUUCAAGCCAGGCUCUGUUCUCGUAAUCAGAGUUAUCAGUCGUAAUAGUAGCCGAGCUGCAGCCGACAAGUUGAGAAGCAAAUCAGUCGAAAUUGAGAAGGCUGUGUUUCGAUUAGGUCUGACCGAUAUUAACUUUGCCCUAUUCCGAUGCGAUGGAGAAGGCGGUUCAGUCUAUCACGUUCCCGGUCAUGGCAACCUUGUCUAUCAAGGGCUCCAGGGUGUAAUGUCCUUGUUGGAAGAAAUCGCUGCAAAAGAUGACCUCGGCCACCCGCUUUGUGCUAACUUAAGAGCUGGUCCCUGGCUUGGAGACUACAUGGUCAAUAGGCUGAAAUCUAGGCCUUCCACAAACUAUCUAGGUGAUCUGAUCCAGAAAGAACUGAAAAACAUUUCGGAACUGCCGACUGGAAUCAAACCUUGGGGUUAUUACAAGGUCUUCUCGCAGGUUCAUAGCGUUCUCGUUUCAAGAGCUCUCUCUCUUUUAUCCACUUUUGCCCAAGAAGGUGACGAACUUACUAGGCUGUUAUCUUUGUGUUCGGUGCAAAUGGUAGCAGAGGUCUCCAGCCUGCCGCCGCUCUGCGAGAGUGUCUUGCACAGCAACACUGCGCUAUCUAACGGCAACGCUGACCAAGUUUCUGUAGCGACCCUAGCUGCAGGACUACCACACUUCAGUAACGGAUUAAUGCGUUGCUGGGGCAGAGACACUUUUAUAGCCCUUCGAGGACUCCUGCUGUUAGCUGGAAGGUAUCAUGAAGCGAGGUGUCAUAUCUUGGGAUUUGCUGGCUGCUUACGACAUGGCUUGAUCCCGAACCUUUUGGACGGAGAAGGCCUGAAUCCUCGCUACAACUGCCGAGAUGCUGUUUUCUGGUGGCUAUACAGCAUUAAAGAAUACUGCCUCCUUGCACCAUCGGGCACCGACAUCCUGAGGGACAGCGUUAACAGGCUUUAUCCUAAGGACGACACGCCAAAGCCUCUCUUUGUUGAACAACAGCUGAGUGAGGUAAUCCAGGAGGCACUGACGGUCCAUUUCCAAGGCCUGACAUUUAGAGAGAGGAAUGCAGGGCAUCAGAUUGAUGAGCAUAUGGUCAGUGAGGGUUUCGACAACCAGAUUGGUAUCCACCCUCACACAGGUUUUGUUUUUGGUGGUAAUGAAUGGAACUGUGGUACCUGGAUGGACAAAAUGGGGUCUAGUGUUGAAGCAGGCACCAAAGGGAAGCCCGCAACCCCUAGAGAUGGCUCCGCCGUCGAGAUGGUAGGCCUCUUGUAUUCCGUUCUCAAAUGGUUGGCAACCCUUUCUGACCUGGGAGAAUACCCUCAUCGGGGAGUCAGUAGGCUCUCCAAAGAUGGUGUGGCUGUCACCUGGUCUUGGAAGGAGUGGUCACAAAAAAUAAAAGAUAACUUUGAGGAGGAGUUCUGGGUUGGGGAGGAUUGUACCAACCGCUAUGUCAAUCGCCGUAACAUCUACAAGGAUACGUGCGGUGCCAAGCAUGAAUGGGCUGACUAUCGUCUGAGGCCUAACUUCACUGUAGCCAUGGUUGUGGCGCCUGAACUAUUCAGUCGAGAGCAUGCAGCCUUGGCCUUGAAAACAAGUCGCGUCUUGGAGGGUCCUCUUGGGACGAAGACCCUUGACCCCUCUGACCUGGCUUACGCUGGCAACUAUGACAACGACAAUAACUCUUCAGAUUACAGGGUAGCGAGAGGAUACAAUUAUCACCAAGGACCGGAAUGGCUGUGGGUGAGCGGCUAUUAUUGGAGGGCUAAGUUGAUGUUCAGCGAGGGCAGUGACAGGCUGGCAGCUCUCAAGGAGGCCAAGCAGUGGCUUGGAAGAGCUUGGACGCACCUGAGGAGUUCACCGUGGCGAGGGCUGCCAGAACUGACGAACAGCGAUGGGAACAUCUGCUACCACUCGUGUCCCACCCAAGCCUGGUCGGCGGCUACCUUUCUAGAGGUGCUGUACGAUUUGAAAAAGAUGAAAGCGUGA